Triticum dicoccoides is the source of this 1172-nucleotide messenger RNA. RefSeq lists its product as uncharacterized. The transcript has 2 exons. NCBI's taxonomy places the organism in Eukaryota, Viridiplantae, Streptophyta, Magnoliopsida, Poales, Poaceae. The record is from RefSeq and is a predicted model, not a curated record. Bases 236 to 874 code for a protein of 212 amino acids.
UGGGUGCAAUGCAGAUAGGCAGCUUCCUGUGCCCGUCAUAUCGUCGCUGCCACUCACUCUCCUCUCUCUCCCUCUCUCUCUCUCGCAUCGGAUCCAAGGAUAAAUUAAAGCUCCGUCUGCAACCAAGAUUAUACUUCAGAAAUAAGCACAGCAAGGCAAGGCAAGGCAAGGCAUCCGAGCAGUGCGACAGAAAACUGAACAAGGCAACUAAUCGAUCCUUCCACCAUCGAUCACCAUGGAGAGCAACAAGAUCCGUGAUCCGCUGCUUGCCACCGUGCCCAAGGAGGAGGCCAUCCCGGCUGCCGUCCGGCGGGCCAGUGGAUGGGCGCUCUUGGCCGCGUGCGGCACCAUCCUCUCGUUCGCCGCGGGCCAUGCGGCCGCCUACGCAGUCGGCCAGUACCAAGUCUGCUCCACCCAGGUCGGACUACGUAACUACACCCGCUUGGCUGGUUUCUGCACAUUCCGAAUUAUCGAUCGAUGGAUCCAUCCAUCAUAUUCAAGAUGGUUGGGUGUGGUGUUCGUCUGGAUGCACACGCCGUUCGUCCUGCGGUGCGUCCAGUGGACCGACGCGCAGGCCGCCGACGACAGCGCCCUCUGGUUCGGGAUGCUAUGGUGCGCCCUACUCCAGGCGGCUGCGGCGGCGCUGGGGCUGCACCUCCCGUGCCGCCGCCGCUGGGCCCGCCGCGCCCUCGCCUUCCUCGCGCUCGUCGUCACCUUCGUCGGCCACUGCAUGUACGCCGCCGCGGUCCGCCUCCUCCUCGCCGUCGACCCAGCAUACAUCAUCGCCAGGAUCUUCUGCACGGCAAACAUCGUCAUCUUCGCGGGGGGCGACCUCAUCUGCUUCCUGGGCUUCCUCCUGGGAGGUGACAACUGAUGAGCAGGGCGUAGGCAGCCGAUCGAUCAGUUCGCGCAUUCAUGAGGUACGGAUGAAGUGAUGAGUACCAUUAUGCUUUUUCUGAGGAAUAAGAAAGUAGAGUAUGCAUUAUGCUAUGACCAUUGAUGGAGUGCGGUAUGUCUGAAUUUACUAGUGUUAGUUGGACGGAUUGACUAUACUAGUUAGUAGUAUCUGUGUAAUGUGGGCUAUAUACUUCGCUUGGAUUAUAUAUUGGACCUUUUCAUUUCCCUGCAGUAUGAUCAUCAGACUUCAGACAUAAGUUAUAUGUUCCACCUUC